This is a messenger RNA of Striga asiatica, 3911 nucleotides long. The record is from the annotation of a GenBank genome assembly. NCBI's taxonomy places the organism in Eukaryota, Viridiplantae, Streptophyta, Magnoliopsida, Lamiales, Orobanchaceae.
GUUUAUUUUGUUUUAAAUUUUUCUCUUGUUUAUUUGACAUAUUUCUUGCACGUCAUAAGCUUUACUUUGAUGCUUCGAGCGUUCGGUACUUUCAUGAUUGAGUUUCAUUCAAUUACUUUGUGAUAAUUAUAGAAUUUCGAUUCACUUGUUAGUAAAGUGGGUAUAAGUAAACCGUCGCCUUUCGUUUUCUGAAGAGGAAUUGAAUUCUUGAUCGUGAGCUUUCGAUUCACCGUUACGAGAUGUACAUAAAAUUGAAUGCCCAUUUUAGCUGUCUUGGAAUAUGGUUUAUUUUCGUGAAGUUUGAAGUUGCUAUCUCGCCAAUUUUCUUCAAAUCAAAACAGAACUAGUUAUGGCAUUAGUGCCAAUUCUGAUUAGUAGCUGGCAUAAUUGCAAUUUAUCUUCCGAUUAGCUAUUUCUGCUAGAGUUUGGUUUCGGGUGUUGAUUGUUUGCUAUGUUAUUCAGCCAGAUGUUACACAACAAAGCAUGACAUCAUCAGAAUUGGCACCAGUCGUUGUCGUUCACUAUGGCAUUCCAUCAACUGCAUCAAUUCUUGCUUACGAUCCCAUCCAAAGCCUCCUAGCAGUAGGGACAUUGGAUGGCAGGAUUAAAGUGGUUGGAGGUGAUAACAUUGAAGGUCUUCUUACAUCUUUCAAAGCCGUACCAUUUAAGAACUUAGAGUUCCUGCAAAACCAAGGUUUUCUAGUGAGUGUCUCCUAUGAGAAUGAAAUCCAGGUAUGGGAUCUCGUCAAGAGGCGUAUAUCAUCUAAUAUGCAAUGGGAGUCUAAUAUAACUGCAUUCUCUGUUGUCUCCGGAACCAAUUACAUGUAUGUCGGGGAUGAAUAUGGUUUUCUGUCUGUGCUCAAGUAUGAUGCUGAAGAAGAGGAUCUUCUUCAAUUACCAUACCAUGUUCCUCCAAACCUUAUUGCUGAAGGAGCGGGGGUUUCAUUGCCUGAUCAUCUGUCCAUUGUCGGUGUGCUGAACCAACCUUGUUCAGGUGGGGACAGGGUUUUGAUUGCGUACGAGAAUGGAUUGAUUAUUCUAUGGGAUGUCACUCAAGAUAAAGCUGUGCAAGUUAAAGGCUAUAAUGAUCUGCAACUUAAAGGGGGAACCAUUGUGAACUUCUCAGAUGACAAGAGCCAUACCUUCAUAAACGAUUCAUUAGAUAAUGAAGAAACCCAAAAAGAAAUAAGCUCUCUCUGUUGGGUAUCUCCGGAUGGCUCAGUAUUAGCCGUAGGUUACGUGGACGGAGAUAUAUUGCUGUGGAACCUAUCAGUUCCACACAAUGGAAAAAGUAUGAGAACUCCGCAAUCAAAUGAUGUGGUUAAGAUACAGCUAUCAUCUGGAGAUUCAAGGCUUCCUGUUAUUGUUCUUCGCUGGGGUCAUAAUAAAGCUCAGAAUGGGCAAGGUGGUCAGCUCUUUGCCUAUGGUGGAGAAGAAAUUGGAUCUGACGAAGUAUUGACGAUCCUCGAUCUUGAUUGGUCAUCUGGGUUAGCAAAGUUGAAGUGUAUUGAGCGGGUUGACCUUGCACUCCAUGGAUCCUUUGCAGAUGUAAUUACGAUAUCAAAUCCAUAUAAGAUGGAUAAUGAUCACAUGAUGUCAUUAUUUGUAUUGACAAAUCCAGGACAAUUGCAUUUUUAUCAAUAUUCGUCUCUCUCUAUCUUAAAGUCCGAUAGAGGAAUUAACCGAUCCGUGCAUGCCCUUCAAUAUUAUUCAGUUAUACCUACUGCAGAACCAUAUAUGACACUGGGAAAGCUAUACACGAUGCACACGAAAGGGAACAUUUUGCGUGCACUAUUGGAGACAGUUUCACCUCCAAAACACCAACUGAAUGGCGGGAGUACAAAGUGGCCUUUAACAGGCGGUGUUCUUCAUAGAGUGCCCACAACUGGAAGUAAUAAUAUCAAGAAAAUUUAUAUAGGAGGAUACCAAGAUGGAUCAGUUCGAAUUUGGGAUGCGACAUUUCCAGUGAUGUCCCUUGUUUCUGUAUUUGGAUUUGAGAUAAAAGGUAUUCAAGUGGCUGGAGCAACUGCUUCGAUAUCAGCAUUGGAUUUUUGUUCUGCCAACUUAACUUUAGCUUUUGGCAAUGAAAAUGGUUCUAUUUUCCUUUAUAGGCUACAAGGAACCCCAAAUCAAACAACAAUUACCGUUGUCACUGAAUCCAAAUGUGAAGAUCAUCAGUGCAUGCUUGGAGAGAGAAUUCAUUGUUACAUAAUAUAUUCCCUACUUAAGUCUCCCGUGUGCGUGUUGCAAUUCACAACAUCUGGAGCCAGGCUUGUUGCAGGUUUUGAGUCUGGACAGAAAGUGGCAGGGCUUACUUUUGCUUCUCAUUCUCGUUUUCCUUCUCCUGCUUCUCCAAAAGUUGCUGUUCUCGAUAGUACUGCACCUUCUGUUUUAUUUAUUACCGACUCUGAGCUUACUGCAAAGUGUUCGGCCAUAUCACUAGUUGUUAAAACCACUUUUGGUGAUCAUGAAAACAAUGUAAAGGACUCUGAUUAUAAAACUGAAAUCGAAUAUACCAAGGAGAUUGCUAUUGUCCUCAGUGGAGAUGCUCAUGUGCUUGUGAUGGACUGCACCAGUGGGAAUAUGAUCAAUUCACUGCCACUGUUUCUGAAAGAAAAAUCAAUCGCAAUAAGCAUGCAUUUAUUAGAGGUAAAGCAUCAAUUUUCUGAAAGGAUAAAAGAUGAUUCAACUGCAUCUUUCCAGCAUAGCGAAGUUCAAAGUCAGCCUUUGCAAACUGGCCCUCAAAAUCAACAUCCUCAAAAUCAACAUGGUCUAUCGGAUGUUGAAUUUUUGCAGUCUCCAAAUUUAGAAUACAUGACACUGGCCUCUCAAAUUUUGCUUUGUUGUGAGGACGCUUUUUACUUAUACCCUGUAAAAUCAUUCAUUCAGGGGGAUACAACAUUUGUGCAUGAAUUGGAGCUUGAGAAACCAUGUUCUUGGACAGAAAUCAUCAAGAGAAAUGAAGAAAAAUAUGGACUUCUUGUAGUUUAUCAAACUGGAGAAAUUGAGUUAAGGUCAUUACCAGAGCUUGAAACAUUGGGCAAAACAUCGAUGAUGUCAAUAUUACGGUGGAACUUCAGGACCAAUAUGAACAAGACGAUGAGUGUUUCUGAGAAAGGGCAGAUUACCCUGGUCAGUGGGAAUGAAUAUGCAUUUGUAUCACUUUUGGCAUCUGAUAAUGAAUUCAGGAUUCCCGAGACUUUACCCUGCUUACAUGACGAAGUCCUUGCUGCUGCUGGUGUUCCUGAAGCCAAAAUUUCCCAAAGCCAGAGAAAGGCAAUAAGUGGCGUGCCUGAGUUUGUCAGUAAUUUGAUGAAGGGUUUGAAAGGGGUCAAAGAAGAGCAGGAUAUAAAUUACAAUGAAACCCAUGAAUUUUUGACUGCGCAUUUCGAAAAAAUAUUUUCAAGGUUUCCAUUCUCAGACCCCUUAGAUGCACUUGACAUAGAAGACUUGGAACUCCAAAUAGAUGACAUAGACAUUGACGAACCGUUACCUGUUCCUUCUGCAUCAUCCUCCCAAGAUGUUACUCAUGAAAUCAAAAUGAUAGGAACUGAGAGAGAAAGACUGUUUGAAGGUAGUUCCACUGAUACCAAACCAACUGUUCGAACACGUGAAGAAAUUAUUGCGAAAUAUAGGAAGACAGGAGAUGUGGCAGGUGCAACAUCAGAAGCAAAAGAUAAACUUAUUGAACGACAGGAAAAGCUCGAGAAACUAAGCAGACGAACUGAAGAGCUACAGGCAGGGGCUCAAAACUUUGCCUCAUUAGCUAAUGAGCUUGCCAAGCAGAUGGAAAAGAGAAAAUGGUGGCACAUAUGAAUUCACAUUCUUCUCAUCUCCACAACACAUGCUUUGAUUCGUUUCUUUCUUUCUUUCUUACUUCUUUGAACAAGCAGGGCAUCUCCUCCAAUCAU